CCACCAACUACGUACAUAAACUUUGCUCAGACUUCACACCUUUAAAAAAUUCCUUCAACCACAUUUUCUUCUCAUUUUUAAGCUCCCUUCUUGUCUCUCUCUACCACCUCCCUCAUUUAAGUCUUCUGGGUUUUUCUCUCUGUUCAUUUCCUUCUUCUUCUCCCAUUUGUUGUUUUCUUUCCUUCUUUGUUGCUAAGCAUUUUCUUGUUAAUGGUCACUAUUUGUAAUCUUCAUUUAUGUUUCUCUUUGUUGUGUGAUUAGCUCUGUUUAUCUUUGGUGUGUUCAAGAUCUAAACAAUUCCAUAUCUUCAUUCUCAUGGAUCUUGUUAGUAAACACUACAUGAUCCAUGGCGCAGAAACUCUUUCUCCGAUUACAACCCCAAGUAGCUCGAUCUUUGGCUCACAUUUACAUUCCUCAGGUACCAGUUUUCCCAUUAUAGCCAUUGCCAUUAUAGGAAUCUUAGCCACGGCUUUCUUGCUAGUGAGUUACUAUAUCUUUGUCAUCAAAUGCUGCCUCAAUUGGCACCGUAUUGAUCUCUUAAGGCGAUUCUCUUUAUCGCGAAGGGGAGGACCUGAAGACCCUUUAAUGGCGUACUCUCCAGCCAUGGAAGCUCGAGGGCUAGAUGAGUCUGUGAUAAGGUCAUUGCCCAUAUUUCAAUACAGUAAAGGCGUCAACAGCAAAGAACUGGGAGAAAGAAACUUUUGUGAAUGUGCAGUCUGUUUGAGUGAGUUUCAAGAAGAUGAGAAGCUAAGGAUAAUACCAAAUUGUAGCCAUGUUUUCCACAUUGAUUGCAUCGACGUUUGGCUUCAAAGCAAUGCAAAUUGCCCACUUUGCAGAACAAGUAUUUCACCCACAACAAGAUUCCCCAUUGAGCGAAUUAUCGCACCCAGUUCCACUCCACAAGAUCCAAAUCCAUACACUGAAAAUGUCGUAAGCAGCGAUGAGGAUUAUGUUGUGAUUGAACUCGGUACUCAUCACUCUGUGGAUCAAACGUUGCUUGCAACACAAGAAAGAUUGAAUUCAGGAGAAUUAUCAGGGCUUUCAAUUAGUCCUCCUUUGCCACCGCGAAAGUUAGAACAGAGACUUGUUCAUAAAAGGGCGAGGAAGUUUCAUAAGUUGACGAGUAUGGGAGAUGAAUGUAUUGAUAUUAGAGACAAAGAUGAGCAGUUUGCAAUAGAACCCAUUAGAAGAUCAUUUUCAAUGGACUCAUCAGCUGAUCCCAAGUUCUAUUCAGCAAUUCAAGAAGCUUUUCAACAAAACAGGCAAGUCAGCGAAGUCAGCCCCAUUGAAGGUUGCAGUAACAGAGUUAGAAGAUCUUUCUUUACCUUUGGUCAUGGCAGGGGAUCCAAAAGUGCAGUUCUACCAGUUCAUUUGGAGCCAUGAAAGAAACAUUAAAUUUAUUAGUCUUUUUUUUUUUUUUUUUGUU
Messenger RNA from Pistacia vera, 1426 nucleotides. Its product is annotated as RING-H2 finger protein ATL16-like. The coding region runs from base 316 to 1383 and encodes 355 amino acids. Gene Ontology annotation, biological process: protein ubiquitination. Gene Ontology annotation, molecular function: transferase activity. The transcript has a single exon. NCBI's taxonomy places the organism in Eukaryota, Viridiplantae, Streptophyta, Magnoliopsida, Sapindales, Anacardiaceae. The record is from RefSeq and is a predicted model, not a curated record.